Molecule: messenger RNA, 190 nt
Organism: Dentiscutata erythropus
Lineage: Eukaryota; Fungi; Glomeromycota; Glomeromycetes; Diversisporales; Gigasporaceae
Source: the annotation of a GenBank genome assembly
UACUCAAAUUACAAUAGAUCUCGAUAGCUCAAACACUGCGUUUGAUGAUGAUUUAGAUUUACAAGAAGAGAUCGAAUUGGUUGAUGAACCAGAAAUGCUCAAGGCUAAAAAUUAUUUGAUAGAUGAAUAUGAAAUGUUUCGGAAGCUAGAGUCAACAUCAAUUAGUAUGACACAAAUGGAUAGCGAGUAG